Messenger RNA from Rhineura floridana, 673 nucleotides. Its product is annotated as resistin-like. NCBI's taxonomy places the organism in Eukaryota, Metazoa, Chordata, Lepidosauria, Squamata, Rhineuridae. Gene Ontology annotation, cellular component: extracellular region. The record is from RefSeq and is a predicted model, not a curated record. Gene Ontology annotation, molecular function: hormone activity. Bases 7 to 528 code for a protein of 173 amino acids. The transcript has 4 exons.
GCAGCUAUGUCACACCCUCUGGUAUGGACAGAACAUAGCAGGAGGAUAUACACACAGAAAAGCACUAUACUCUUGACAGUGUGUAAAGUCAAUUUCAGUUCCAUUUGUAGCUUACAACAGAAGAGCAACUACUUCAUAGCAACAGGCUCUACCCAUCAGGAAGAGGUUUGCACUAGGAUAAUGAAAUACACCAUAUUCCUGCUCUUUGCUGUGCUGAUGUUUGCAAAAUAUUCAAGUGCUCAAGAAUGUCCUAUCAAAUGUGCUAUUGAAAGUCUAAUUAACCAGAAGAUCCAGUCAUCAGUUGAUGUCACAGUGUCUUCAUUCCUGGCAAAGACCGAGCUGAUUUGCACAACUGCAUCAGCACGUGGUGCUGAUGCCCACUGCCCUUCAGGUCACAAGGCCACUGGAUGCGCCUGUGGAAUGGCUUGUGGCUCCUGGGAUAUCCGUGGAGAAACUUCUUGCCACUGCCAGUGUGCCAAGAUAGACUGGACCUCUGCUCGGUGCUGCAGAGUGGGUAUUGUCGGCUGAUGGUACCUUAGCUGCCUGUUGGCUCCAGCUUCAAGGCUCAAUAAACAUGCAUCUAUAAUCUUCUGAACAGUCUAGUGCUUGAGUCUUUUCUUUGCUCCAGCUCAAUAAACGAAGCUCAAUAAACAUGCAUGUAUAAUUUUCUGAA